Racocetra fulgida is the source of this 279-nucleotide messenger RNA. The record is from the annotation of a GenBank genome assembly. NCBI's taxonomy places the organism in Eukaryota, Fungi, Glomeromycota, Glomeromycetes, Diversisporales, Gigasporaceae.
AUGUCUGCCGGUAUGUCUGCUGGUGUAAUGUCUGCCAGUGUAAUGUCUGCUGAUAUGUCUGCAAAUGCUGAUGUGUCUGCUGAUAUCAGUGUGUCUGCUGAUGCUGGUGUGUCUGCUGAUGCCAGUGUGUCUGUUGGUGCUGGUGUAAUGUCUGCUAGUGCCAGUAUAAUGCCUGCUGGUGCAGGUGUGAUGUCUGCCAGUCCCAAUAAGAUGCCUUAUUAUAAACAAUUACAAAUUGGGGGAGAAUAUCAAUCCAACGAUAACCCUGAACUCCGGUAA